Messenger RNA from Dentiscutata erythropus, 458 nucleotides. Lineage: Eukaryota; Fungi; Glomeromycota; Glomeromycetes; Diversisporales; Gigasporaceae. The record is from the annotation of a GenBank genome assembly.
UACAAGUUAAAAGACUUGUUGAUACAAUCAAAUAUACUGGUCCAAUUAUUGUGAUGUCAGACAAUACUAAACUUAAAGAAAGACUUGGAUUUUCAUCUCUUUAUAGCUGUAUUGUUGGUUCGACACUUUCAACAGAAUCAACUAAAGUUUCUUCAUAUGAAGAUAUAUACCAAAUUAUUGAUACGAUUAAGUUACAUAAUGCUAUUGCUUCUCAAGUCCGAGCAAUAAAUCAUGCUUACGAACAAGUCACUGCACUUGCAAAAGAUGUUCUUGGGAUGAUGCUAACUACUAAAAUUUGUAGUUUUAUAACUAUUAUGAAAGAAAGUAAAACCGAAAUUAGAAAUGAAACUAAAAACCAACUUAUUGAUUUACAAGAAUUUAAUGAUUCGCAAAAAUCUAGUAGCUCACAAUCUGAUAAUUUUUUUAUAUCUGUAGCAGCCACAGAAGUUAAUAUCUAG